AACACGAUCUGAUGAUGAUAUAAAACGGAAUGAGAGUGCAACAGAGAUAAAAAAGUAUUAGUAAUGCCACAGAAAAGUGCCUCCUUUAAGAGAGGUAAGGCCAAGCCUAAGGCUAAGUCACAAGGCAUAACAACCACAGAUGAACCAGCAGUAAAAAAGAAGAAAACAAUUAAGGAUGAAAACUUCCCAAGAGGUGGGGGCGUCUGGAAGAUCCAGGGUAGUUCCGAUCAAUCAUCCUCAGAAAAUAUUGCUAAUCCAGAUGCUGAACUUUUUAAGGAAGUUGAUGAGCAACACAAGGCAUUACAGUCAAGACGAAAAAAGAAAGAAGAGGCCAAGAAAUCAAAGGCUCAACAAAAACCUAGGGUGCCCAUAUUGGUGGACAAUCAGGCAGAGCCACACCUUCUAACUAGACAGAUUCUAGCCCCAGGAAUGCUAGUCCUAGGAUGUGUCAAAGAGGUCCAUGAAUACAACCUGAUCAUCAGUCUACCCAACAAUCUCUCUGGGACUGUGGCCUUGACCCAGAUCAGCCCCGCCUACACUCAGCAGCUUCAGAGAUUGACCCAGUUAUCUGAAGAGGAUGUGGCAAAUGAGGAAACAGAUGUAGCAGACCUACACACAUUGUUUAAAGUUGGUACCAUUGUGCCUUGUAAAGUCUUGUCUGUACAAAAUACAAAACAGUCAGGGGUCAAAAUCAAACUGAGUCUUAAACCAGAGGACAUAAAUAGGGACCUGACCUCAGAUGGCCUGCACAAUGGAAUGUCUAUAUUUGGAAGCAUUUCCAGUGUAGAAGACCGGGGUUAUGUGGUAGAUCUAGGAAUCAAAGGAGUUAAGGCAUUCAUGAAGAGUAUGGAUGCUGAAAAAUUUAUACAGCUUCAUAAUGAAGGUUACUCCCUGAAGGUUGGUCAGCCUGUUUAUUGUGGACUGAAGCUGGGGGAGGAUCGAAUGGAGCGGGCAGCGGGGGAGACAAGGACAGUCAAUGUCACGAUAGAUCCCAUGGAGGUGUCCGUCUCACAGUUGAAAGGAGAAAUGGACGUUAAAUUCAAUUACUUGGUGCCUGGAAUGAGGGUUGCUGCCAGGGUAACAAAGGUUUGUGAUAAUGGUGGGGUUGUAGUGAAAUUUCUCAACUUCAAAGGAAGCAUCCCUGUGACACAUCUUAGCAGUCGAUCCCCCACAAAAGGGGACCAGUUGAAGGCCAGUGUCCUUUAUAUACACCCAACAACAAAGGCGGUUGUGCUGACAACACUCCCCCACAUUCUGGAUUACGGAGGAGUGCCGCAGAAUACAGCUCUGACACAGUACGACAAAGGGGACAUAAUCGAGGAAGCUCGAGUCCUGUACACAGACCUCAAAAGGGGAGUCUACUUCAAGAUAGAGGAUGGAGUUACAUGUACUGCCCUUGCUAGUCCCAAGAACCUAUCUGAUGAUAAGAAUUCUGGUAUGAAAGUCAACUUCAAGCGUGGGAGUGUUCACAGGUGUCGUGUUACAGGAGUAGACUGGAUGGACAAUGUAGUUCAUGUAGGCCUGAAAAAGAGUUUGUUUUCCAAGUCUUUUCUAAGCUUGAAAAGUCUACACCCUGGAGAUUUACUUGAGUGUGAGGUUGUGGAAUUGAGAGAUAAAGGUGCCAUAGUCAAGUCUGGCAAUAUAUCAGGAAUCAUUCCCAGCAUGCAUCUGGCAGAUAUACCACUGAAAAUGCCGGAAAAGAAGUUCACUCCUGGGCGUAAAAUAAAAUGCAGAGUACUGAAAAAUGAUCUAGUCAAGAAAAGCCUUGUUUUGACAGCCAAAAAAUCUUUGAUCCACACCCAGCUUCCUUUGUUAACUGAUUUUACACAGCUUGAGAAGGGUCUGCAGGUGGAAGGAUACAUCAUAAAAACCUACAGUAAAGGAGUCCUGGUGGGCUUCUACGACAAUGUCAAGGGGUUUGUUCCUAAAAAGGAGUUAAGCACUGAAGAAAUUUCUCAUCCUGAGAAGGUGUUUUAUACUGGACAAGUUGUCAAGUGUCUAGUUCUGGACUGGAACACAGAAAAAGGAACCUUAACACUGUCUUUCAAGUCAGAAGAUUGGGAACAACAUGGAUCCAGACUGGCAGAUGUACCUGAUAAUUUUAAAAUUGGCAAGACCAUAGAUUGUAAGGUGAGACAGAAAACUAAGACAGGAUUGGAUGUUGUCAUAGGAACCUCAGGGGUGUCAGCUUUUUUACCCAGAAUUCAUCUCUCUGAUUUCAAAGCAACAUGUGACCUUCAGAUGGAGGUCAUAAAACCAGGCAAUGUGUUGAAGAAUUGUGUUUACCUAAGUCGUUCUAGUGUCUUGAUACUGAGUAGAAGAAAGUCAAUUGUGGAUUACUUCAAGGAGAAUGCAGUGGUUACAAACAUCACAGAUUUGAAGGAUGGCAUGUUGGUUCAUAUUAAUGAUGCACAUCAGGGGGCAGGCUUGGUGGGAUUAGCUCCUAACAGAUAUGUGUCAGACAGACAGUGGCAGAGGGCUAAGGAACAGUAUCACACUGGUCAAGCGGUCAUUGCCAGGAUCCUACAGACCAACGCUGAGGACAACAAAUGUCUGGUGUCUCUAAGGAUGCAGGAGUGUAACCAAGGAAACACAGAUGCCAGUAUUGUAGAGGAAUAUUUACAGGCAUUAGAUACCAUGUGUAAACGUGGAGGAAAGACAUCAAUGUUUCCCUCAGACAUGGAUAUUGGUGACAUAUGUACAGCGUCUUAUGUUGGCCGAAGUGACGACAAAGUUGUCUACAAACUGACUGAUCAUGCUGUCGCUGCUAAGUGUCCUGUGGAUCUCAUGGAUGAUGAGGAUGCUGAUAAUAUAAGCUCAGUGGAUGUGGCCGUUCUGAAUUUCAAUCUCAAGGACAGUAGUGUGGAUGUAGUAUCAAACAAAGAAAUAGUGACAGCCAUCAAAGAGAAAUCACAAACUAAAGGUAAAGUUAACCAGAAAGUGAAAGGAAAAGUUUUACUGAUUUGUGAUGAAGUUACCGUGAUAAUUCUACACGGGUCACUUAAAGGUCAACUGGCACACAUUCCUACAAAGAAGCAUUUAAAUGAUGUCAUCGGUCCAAGCUUUUCUGUAGCACAGCAGUUAAAUAUUUCUAUUAAAAAAAUUUUCAGUGGUCACAUUGUGGGUGUUCCUGAUUAUCCUUCCCACAGACAAACAAAUGGACAAACUGUAGAUGGUUUAGACAGUGAAAAUGGAAAGUUUAAUCUUGAUCCAGGAAAUGUUGUUGAGGGCCGCCUUCAGAAGCUAAAGAAGAGAUCAGGAAUUCUGGUCAAUCUAGUGGGCGGAGCUAAAGGAAUUGUUUGUUUGACAGACUUGUUUGAUGAAUAUCGAAAUGACCCACUGACCUACUUCAAGCAAGGCCAGCAUUUAAAAUGUUACGUGAUUGACCUAGGACCGAGACAAACCUAUCUGUUGUCCCUAAGAAAAUCAAGGAUUACCAAUGAUAAGUCAGAUGUCAAAGAUCCGGAAGUUCUGGGAGUGAAGUCCUUGAAAGUGGGGCAGGUUGUGAGAGGAUACAUUGUAAAGAAGACUAGCUCUGAUAUCUUAGUAAGGAUUGGCAGGGAUCUUUUUGGGACAAUAGAUGGAGCUGAUUUCUCACAAAUAGAUAGGAGAACCAAGCGUCUCUUAUUUAAUGGAAAAAUUGUAAUCUCUGCAAAAAUCACCAGUUUGGAAGGUGACAAAGUGAAGAUGAAAUUUUUAUCAUAUAAAAAGGAUGAAACAAGAGGAAAAACAGUAAAAAGGCAGCUUAGCACAGACUCUGUAGAAAGUGAGGGCUCCAGACAGGUGAACAGUGAGGGAGACUCAGAGGAUGAAGGUGAAAAACAGCCAACACGAAAGAAAAAGAGGAAAAAAAGAAAGAAUGAUGAAUGUGAAACCCAAACAGAAGAAUCUCCAAACAAAACAACAGAGAGGCAGAGCAGUCUCAGUGAGCUUCCCAGUCUUAAGAUUGACCAGGCCUUCUCUUGGGAUGCAGACCUGUCGUUACCACCAGCAGAUGGCGCUGGCAGCAGUAGUGAGGAAUCGGACACAGAAGAAAACCAGAGAAAACCACAGAAAAGCAAGAAGGAUAAAAAGAAGGAAGAAUGCAUGCUUUUUGAGUUUGAAAAGAAGCAGUUGGAGGGGGUGGUAGAGCCAGAGAAAGCUGACGACUUUGAGAGACUGGUGCUGCAGUCCCCCGACAGCUCACUGGUGUGGAUCAGAUACAUGGCGUAUCAUUUAGAGUCCUCCGAGAUAGAGAAAGCUCAGGCCGUGGCAGAACGAGCUCUCAAGACCAUAUCAUUCAGAGAGGAGCAAGAGAGACUUAAUGUGUGGGUGGCCUAUCUAAAUCUGGAGAAUAUGUAUGGGACCCCAGCUCAGCUACAAAAAGUAUUAGAGAGAGCUGUUCAACAGAAUGAACCUCUAAAUGUGUACCAACAGCUGGUCAGCAUCUACAUCAAGUCUGGAAAACUAGAGGAAGCAGAACAGUUGUACAGCAAGAUGGUUAAAAAACACAGUGCCAAUAAAUCUGUGUGGCUUGGGUUUGGAGAGUUCUUAUUCAGAAACGGACGAGCUGAGUCAGCUCGAAAACUGUUACAGCGGAGCUUAAACUCAUUAGAGAAAAGAGAUCAUGUGGAAACAAUAUCUAAGUUUGCCCAGAUGGAGUUUAAGUUUGGGGAUUCGGAGAGAGGGAAGACCAUGUUUGAGAACAUCCUGGUGAACUACCCCAAGAGAAGUGACCUGUGGUCAGUGUACAUAGACAUGGUGGUCAAGGUGGGGGACAUUGAAGGAGCAAGGCUGCUGUUUGAGAGAGUCAUCAACUUACAAAUGGCAAUGAAGAAAAUGAAGUUCUUUUUCAAGAAAUUUUUGGACUUUGAGGAAAAACAUGGUGAUGAGUCCACAGUGGCCGCUGUGAAACAGAAAGCUCAGGAGUAUGUAGACUCACAUUGAGUAGUACUCAAUAGUGAGGUCAAUGGUGUGUUCAUUAUGAGAUUCAUCGGAUGUCUACAUUGAGUCAAGAUGAAGAUGUUGGACUCCAGAUCCUGGAUAGAAAUCAGCUUAGAUGUUCAGAGAUUGCUCCCAUGAUACCAUUUAUCUGCACUAAUUCAUAAACCCUAAGAAAGAAUAACAGCAGAAAUAUAAAAAUCCUAACUCCAGAUGACUUCAUUCAUACCAUUUUUGAAAUCUUAAAAGAAGUUU
Messenger RNA from Saccostrea cuccullata (small rock oyster), 5175 nucleotides. RefSeq names its product protein RRP5 homolog. Gene Ontology annotation, molecular function: protein binding; RNA binding. The transcript is spliced from 38 exons. The record is from RefSeq and is a predicted model, not a curated record. Bases 64 to 4926 code for a protein of 1620 amino acids. Gene Ontology annotation, cellular component: small-subunit processome; nucleolus; nucleus. Gene Ontology annotation, biological process: rRNA processing. Lineage: Eukaryota; Metazoa; Mollusca; Bivalvia; Ostreida; Ostreidae.